This is a messenger RNA of Porites evermanni, 828 nucleotides long. The record is from the annotation of a GenBank genome assembly. Lineage: Eukaryota; Metazoa; Cnidaria; Anthozoa; Scleractinia; Poritidae.
AUGAAGCACCUCGUAUUAGAGAUAUCCGCCCGAGGCGCUGUUUCAGUUCGUAUCUGGCAGUUGGCAGAAACGAUCAAUGAGUCGAGAAAAAAUCAAAGUACGAGAUAUUAUGGAAACGAUAAGCAAACUCAAAUUGAAUUGAGCUGGUCAUGUGGCGAGAAGAACAGAAAACCGUUGGACAACCCCUCAUUACGUUCUGGACGCCCCAGGGACACACAGGGAACCAAGGAAGACCGAGGACGAGAUGGAGGGACGAUUUAGAGAGUUUGGUAAAACACUGGCAUCGUACUGCGCAAAACGUGGUCCAGUGGAGGUCAAUGGGAAAGGCCUACGUCUAACGACGGACAUUCAAAGGCUGAAACUCAACUGAAACUGAAGGCCCCUGCUUAUUUGAAUAUGUACAUACAUGUAAAUAUAGUUUACUGAGGGUGCUUUGGCCUGGCGAACUAAUAGUACAAAAAUAUCAAUUUCAAUAAAGGAAAUACUGCAUGGCAUCGAGUAGUUCGUCUCCUCCUGACGAACCAAAAAGACCACACCCUACGAACAAAGCCCGGCUUUGUCUUUUUCUUGAUCCGAGAACAGGGGUGGAUCUAGGGGUGCUGAGGCUGGNGCCGAGAUGACCUGCGGCUUUCGUUCUGCAAAGUAAGCAGAUAUGUAUGAUAUGUACUCUCAGCAGUUCACUUUAUGUUAUUGACUAAUCAAAAGCCUUCUUCGUAUUCGCUUUUAUGAUUUGUUUUCUUCACUAGUCAGUUAAGCCAUUCCUUAGUGGUACACCCCGUCCUAGGAAAAAUCCUGGAUACGCCCCUGGAUGAGGUGGAAAGAAGGUAA